Messenger RNA from Volvox carteri f. nagariensis, 1521 nucleotides. RefSeq lists its product as uncharacterized. The coding region runs from base 1 to 1521 and encodes 506 amino acids. The record is from RefSeq and is a predicted model, not a curated record. NCBI's taxonomy places the organism in Eukaryota, Viridiplantae, Chlorophyta, Chlorophyceae, Chlamydomonadales, Volvocaceae. The transcript is spliced from 5 exons.
AUGACAGCUCGACAAGGAGACUUUCGCGGUUUACUCAGAGUUUUCUUUCUGACCUUGUUGGUGGCGCUCGGUGCUUCCGCUCCGUUUUCUGACAGCAUUGCUGCAACGGCAGUUCCAAAAGGAAAUGCAGCAUGGCUAUAUCCUGAGACUCAGCAGCAAGUCGACGAUUGGAAGGCGCAGUUGACUACUUUCAACCUGGCCGCUGGCGCAGAACGGGCGAUUCGCGUACUCUACGUCUACAGCACCGAUCUGGAAACGACAUACACCAAGCCCGUAAUUGGAACACUGGCCAAAACAGCGGUCACUACCUUGCGCGGCAUCCCCAACGUCACCCAUGUCGCCGCCAUCAUUGACGCCGACCUCACCGCAAGCUACGCCAACCUCAACAAGCUCACCACCGCCAAGAUCAACGCCCUUGCCGAUGCCCACGCAAGACUCUACUGCGAGUCCUCAUUCGACGGCAUUCAGCUCGACUUGGAGCCCUACAAUCCCACCUAUAAAAACUCCGUCCUUACCUUUGUCCGCCGCCUUUCCUUGGAUCUGCGAGAUCCCUCAUACUGCACAAGACCCAAAUUUAUCGCUUUCUUUGUAGGGCCCCGUCAAGCUGACGCCACGCUAUACGGCGCCCUCGGUCCCAACGGCUACGCUGUGAUCAGCGGCUAUGACCUAGACUCCCCCGGCCCCGGCCUUCCCGAAACUCCCGAACAGUAUCGCAUAAACCUCAAAUCGAACGUCAACUUCGUCAUCAACAAUGCGAAUUCGACGUACGGCAAAUUUUCAAUCGGGCUGCCCUUCGCCGCUUCCGCCUGUGAAUUCGAGUCCGGCGUGUCCCUGACCGACCCAUCUAAUAUCAUCCAGGGUUAUCCCAUGUACGACCCCGUACGGCCGAGCUACAUUCCCUCCGCCUUUGACGUACUGAACCAGACAAUCGGUUCCAGCGGCCCGAGUCUGACUAGUAGGUUUUUAGGUGUGAGUGUGUGGGGUUUUCUCAGUCGUGACGUGAGAGUGCUGGGCUACCGGCACACGCCCAAGAAUGUGUUUGACACGCCGGGAAUGAUGUCGUACAUGGCGGCAAACAUGCCCCGAAAGGCGGUCAUGCCGCUGUCUCCCGCCCAGGCAGUCUGCACCAUCUGCAGUGGCAGCAGACUACAGAGGCGGCGACAGCGACCUUACUACCUUUACUUCCCCAUUCAACAAACCAAGGCACGAGAGUACCAGACGCCGAAUGCCUCCGUACCCCCUAUUCGAGGUGACGGUGACGGCGGCGAUGACGGCAGUUGUUGCUGUUGCUGCGGUGGCGGCCCGCCAGCACACCUUGCACGUACCAAAUCGACCCACUCCUUGCGAGUCACCCGCCCGCGUCCACGCGCAAACACCUCACCCUCCCAGCCAUUCCGCGUGAGCCAGUCCUUAAGCUCGUCCACCUGUUUGGGGUUUACAGGAGUUACUUUUACAGGAGUUAUUUUUGGAGAUUUCCUCGCUGGACUUUUGCGGAUUAGGAAAGGGAGAGAGAAGCUGUGA